ACAAAACAUUAUUCCUCCGGGAUGGGCGACACGGCCUCUCACAUGAGUGACUUUUCAUCCGACGGAAGUUUGUCCCCUUCAUCCCACUUUUACUCACGGAGCUACACCCCAGUACAGAGCCUACCCUACACGACUGAAGUCAAUAUCAAUUUCAAUCAUUUGAGCAGCUCCACGCAGACUAGAGAUAGCAUAGCACGGAGGCCGCCGCAGAGAUCAAAUUCCAUGCCAGUCACUCGAGGAGAGAGCCGGAGACCCCGUGUGCAGAGUAGACACAACAAAGACGGGGGCUCUGUGAUGAAUGUUCCAUCACCAAAGGGCAGCCCUGCCAGUGAUAGGACUCUUGGUGAUCAGAAGAGAGGUGACAACUCUCGCAAGUCGGCAACGAGGGAACGAAAACGAGGAGCCGGUAGCGGUAGUGGACCACGCCGUACUUGUAGGUUAAUGAGUGCUAAUGCUGCCUUGGACAUGGGUAGUGCACAUUCUGAUAGUCAUGGGGUGGGGGAUAGCAGUAGUAAUACCAGUUCUGUCAUGGCACCUGCUUGUUCGGAUGUGUACCUUCUUUCGGAUACUCAGCCAGAGAUUGAGCCAUGUUCUCUACCAGAUGUAAUUGACCCAGCAGACCUUGGUACUGUGGAGAUAGACCCUGGAGUAUCAGAUGAUGAACUCAUGGCACGAUUGAGGCAGCGAGAUGUCAAGAAGGUCCUGGAAGCUCUAGGGGUACCCGAUGACUCUAUAGCGGAUGAUUAUAAGGAUCUGUCGUCUGGUAGCGAUUCUCUCUUCACGGAUGCAGAGCUCAGUCAACUGGAUAAUGACCAUGAUCUGAAGUCUUUGGAAGAAGAGCUCGGCGGUGAUCUUGACAAUGAUAUCUGUCUUCCAGAUGGCCAUCGGUCUCCUACACCCAACCGCAUGGUGAAUGGUAUUGGCCAGUGCGAGUAUGGGGAUUCCUCAGAACUGUCAAAGGAUUCUGUAAGGUCACCAAGUCAUAGCUCCAGUGACUCUGCUCUAGGUGUAGCCUUUGACAAUGCUGCCAGCUCGCCACCACAAGAUCCAGACUCCCCAAUGGCGCAGGUGUCCUUCCAAACUCCAGCCCAAGGUCAGGGCCAUCAGAUCAACUCUCCUUACGGGGCCGUCCGAGAGUUGGACGAGAAAGAACGCUGGUCCGAGAGGGCCACCAUAGUCACCAAACAGGAUCAUGAGGAUUACAUGAUCAUCGCUGCUGAGAUCAUCAACGAUAUCAUCCUCAAUCUACCUGUUGGCGAAGUCUCCACAGUUCCUGAUCCAGAAACCCCUGUUGUUCCAGCUCCUGAGGUUAACCAGCUGGUCCAGGACUCUGCUCCCAGUGCCAAAGACCAAUCACCUCCUAGAGAGAGUACUGCAGAAGUACCCCCUUCAGAGGGUGGGGUCACCAUGGAGGAUGACGUUAGCGCCCCUACCCCUCCAGAGCCGGCUCGUAAGAACAUCUAUCAGCUGAACGAGGAGGACAUUGCUAACAUGAACCCAUUCCAGAGUACCAACAAGAUGCAGAACUCUCCACCCAUUACAAAGAAACCAAUGGCUGACAACCAAUAUUCUGCUGACAUUGACUUUGAUAACAUGAAGGAUCCAUUCGGUACAUCGAGCAAAGUAGCCAAUACACCCGAGACUGUCACCAGGUCACCUAAGAAGAAGUCUCCCAAGACCAAAUCCCCCACCAGGGAACCUGAAGCGGAUCCCAUGCCUCCCGCCACCAACGAUGUCGGUGACGAUGCUGAGAAAGAUGGUCAUAGUCCUCCAUCCCCCAAGGACAUCCUGUUGCAAUCCCCUCAGAUGAACGGCGGGCCUGAUCUUGACGAGGAGGAUGACUCGAGGCAUGAGGACAACGGUGUCCAGCUGCUGUCAACGGGUGAUGGUGACAGCGGGGUCGCUAGUGCGGAGGAGAGGCAACCUGAUGAAGUCAUGCCUUUAUUUGAUGCUCAAGGUGGAAUCCCUGAUGUGAUUGGUGAUGAUGAAUUCAGACCAGCUGAUGAAGCCUCUGAAGAAGGAGGAGGAGGGGGCGGUCAUGGUGGACUCACUCGAGACAUAAGCUUUGAAGAGAUGGAGUUCAGGUUAGCUGAGGAAGUGUUUGCUAAUAGUGAUGCUAUGCAAUUCGAUGUGGACUAUUUGGCACAAGCAGGCAACUCAGAUAAUUUCAAGGAUUCAGCGUUGGCCAGACAGUCUCUUUACGUCAAGUUUGAUCCGUUGGUUAAAGGGUGCCCUACACCACAAGGCCCUUCAGCCCUGCCUGUGUUAGAACCUGAAGGUGGAGACCUCUUACAGAUGAAGACCCCCUCACCAGGCCAAGUACUCGAUGGUAGGGCCAAGAGGAGAGCAGCCGCUAACCAGAGGGCUAGUACUAGCCCUGACAAUACAGCAGCUAGCAAGAAUGUUGACAGUUUACUGGCAUUCUCUCCAAAUAAUGAUCUAGAUGCAGAGGAUGCAGUUGAAAGUGCUAACUCCAGCACAGAUAUUCCCCCCUCAGUACCUCAGGCAGUCUCCAGCAGUGAUGAAGGCAUUGUACAGCUCUUGCGAUAUUCUCAGUCUGAUAUGGAUGCUGCAGUAUUACAAGCAGCUAGGUCAGCAACAGUUGAAGCACAGAGGGUGGCUGAAGAGAAAUACAAUGAGUAUGAAAAGAAAUCCCAAGGAAGUAAUGAGAAAAUCAAAGACGUCACCAAAGCUAAGGAGACAUUGGAAAAAUCCAGUGCAGAUAUGAGGGCAUUGAUCAUUGAAUAUGAGAAAUCUAUUCAACAACUAAUGGCGGAUGUGUCACAGGCCAAGUCAUCAUCAGACGACACUGCAUCACAGUUACAGAAAGAAAAGGACCAAGCCCUCGAGGACCUUGCUUCAGUAGAGAGUGCCUUCAGUGAUCUACACAGGAGAUAUGAGAAGUUAAAACAAACACUUGAUGGCUAUAGAAAGAAUGAAGAGACAUUAAAAAAACAUGUGACAGAAUACCAAGCGAAGGUCAAGAAACAAGAGCAGAGAUACCAGACACUGAAGUCACAUGCAGAAGAGAAGAUUGAAAAAGCCAAUGAACAAAUCGCGAAGGUCACAAAGAGUUACCAAUCUGAGAUUGCCGGUCUCCAGGCAAGCUUGAAGAGAGAACAGAUGAAUGUAGAGGGACUGGAAAAAACUAUUCAACAAAAGACCAAACAAGUGGGAGAACUGACGAAUAUCUGUGAUGAACUCAUCUCGAAAAUGGGAAGCAGUAGUCAAUGAGAAUAAUUUGAGUGCGAGAGCAGAUUCCUGGAGACUGUUUCAUGAAAGCUGUCAGCUCCGACAAGCUUAUCAGCCAAUCAAAUGCAAGGAAAGACGUCAUAUCUGACAACUUGUCAGAUGACAAAUGUUGAUGAUAAAACUCUCUCCUGAUCCAGCUGGAACAAGAACUACCAUCGAUCUGUCUUGAACACUGUAAUCUUGUGCAACAUAUAGUACUUGUGUAUCACAUGGAGGUCACAUCCUCACACAGAAACAGACUGUCGGAAGCUCAUGAGGAGUGUACACAUUUUGUUUUAUACAUCAAUUGGUUGUAUAAUAUAUAUAUAUAUAUUAUUGUGUGAAUAAUGGAACCAUGUGGAGGACUUUGUGAAUACCUGGAUAUGCUGUGAUGCAAUGGUCUUGGAAUUAUCUGAAAACGGUAUACAAUAGAAGAUCAACUUAGUGAUUUGCGGGUACUAUAGAUUUAUGCCCAGCGUGGCAUUCAUUUUUGUGUAUUAAGAUGCACUUUAUUUCUGAUCAUAUGUACUCUUUUUACAAUGGAAAUGAAUUGUAAGACAAACAAUGAUUGCCUGACCUUGCACUUUGUAAUAGUAUUUGUAGUUUGACAGUCUUCAUGUCACCAUAUGUAAGCCACAUCCUUUGAAAAAAAAAUAAUGAUUCUGAUGUGGUUUGUGAUCAUGAAGAAAUAUGAAGCUCUACAUUAUUGCUAUUUUUGUUGUUUUGGGUCAUAUUUUUAUUCCUUUAGGCUGUUUUCAAUAGUAGGUUAGAAUGGGCGUACACUUACUAUUGAUUUUCAGAUUGUGUUUUUAUAUUCAUUUUGAUGAAAUGGGGGGCUGUUGCGCUUAUCGUCCACUUGUUGCACCCCAGGGGCCUGUUGCAUAAAACUUUUGCCACAAAAAUCUCUGGCAAACAAAAUUAUGCCACUGACGCUUAACACAUUGAAAAACUCUGGCAAAAAAAAAAAGCCAGAAUUUUUCUUUUAUGCAAUAGGCAUCAGGCAGUUUUGUAAUGACCACUUUGUGAUAUCAAAAACAAAAUUCAUGUUGAUUAUAACUGUUUGACAGUUUGAUAUGAUCAACUCAAAAUAUGAAUGUGUAACCAUGAUUUUUAUUUGAUAAUUAAAUUCAUUUAUGAUUCUUGUAAAAUGACUUGGCCAGUCAUUGAUAAUAUUUUGAGUAUUUCUAAAUUUAUUUAAUAAUUGAUAUAUUGUGUUGUAGGUAUACCAUACAUUCACAGUAAUUUAUUUUUACAUAAUCUGCACAUACCUGUAUAGACAAAUAGCAAAUUUAUAAAUGUAUUGACUGUGUAUUGUCUGUAUAUGUAACAGGUAUAUGCUUGAUGUAACCACUGUUUUGUAACAUGUAAUUUUUAUAUUGUUUGUCCUCUUUCGAUUCAGGGUAGUAAUUGGUAAUAACUGUGAGAAAAACUGAAUAUAUAUAAUUGCCCAAUAGACUCCCAGACCCUGAUAAUAUGCUAUGAUGAGUUCUAAGAGAGACCUAUCCAUAAUUAAAGUGAUUGGGUUAUUUGGGUAACAUUGGUUUGACUUUUAGAAAAUAUGAGCUAGAAGGUCACACUUGUCACCUGUGUCUGUGAUAUGUUACAAAAAUGAAGCCCAGAAAAAAUUGCGUUCGAAAAUAAUUAUUUAGUGCUUCAAAAAUUGAAAUACAAAGUGACCGAAAACACCAUCUUAAUUUCAUCCCAUACACUUAUGUGUAGUAUUUAGGCGUCUAUGAGACGCCUAUUUACAAAAUCGGGGUUUGCCUUGUAGUUUUAGCUUUUCAUUCUCAAUAAUGGUUGUUUUCAGGGUUUAUUAGUUCUAAUACAUGCACUUGUACACAUGUUUCAUCUUGAUUUGAGAAUUUUUUAAAUCGGCUGCUCACAAAGUUAAACAAUACCUUUAAGCCAAUAUUUUUUAAAUUUCAUAUGCUAAACGUAAAAGCACCUAUCACACGAAACUGUACUACGAUCUGUGUAAUUCUCAAGACUCCAUUGUUAGCAAGCAAUAUGCAGAAGUCCAUUUCCUCACUCAUCAAUUGAGUGUUUGAGCAUUGAUAGAAAUUGACCAGAAGUAUAUAUUUUUUUAGGAGGGGGAGGGGGCUUGCCGACCCCUAUGUACAAGUGCUGACUACAGGACUAUCACUAGUGCAGGUGACUAGCAGGGCUCCAAACGUCCAUUUUGGACCCUUUGUUGUACCCUGCUGGUUUUUCUUGUAUUAAUGAGAGCAGCGGCUGACUAGACAUAAUCUUUUUCAUGUUUCUUGGAGAUUCGUUAUUCAAUUCAAUGUCCUUGUAAAACUAUCAGAUAACAUUCAAUUCCACUAGUUGUGUAGAAUGGUUUCUAUUGAGAAAAAGUCUAGUGUUGUAUUGUGCAGUUUGGGCCAUGUCCUUAGCAGUAAGAAAAAGGGGAGUUAGAGUAUUGUGGGUAUCUUGAUAUUUGGAGAGUCCAUUGUUUGAAUCUAGGUAACAUGAGAAUAUUUUAAAAAGGCACUGCUUUACUACUUAAUAG
Lytechinus pictus (painted urchin) is the source of this 5740-nucleotide messenger RNA. Its product is annotated as transforming acidic coiled-coil-containing protein 3-like. Gene Ontology annotation, biological process: cerebral cortex development; cell population proliferation; mitotic spindle organization. The coding region runs from base 22 to 3234 and encodes 1070 amino acids. The transcript is spliced from 18 exons. Gene Ontology annotation, cellular component: cytoplasm. Lineage: Eukaryota; Metazoa; Echinodermata; Echinoidea; Temnopleuroida; Toxopneustidae. The record is from RefSeq and is a predicted model, not a curated record.